CUCUCAUCGCCACUCAGUUUGAACGCUGCUAGAGUACCACUGUCUCACCGGCGUACUGCGAGGGUUAGCCAAAGCCCACCGUCCGCGCCUGUGUCUGCCUGUCAGUCAAGCUGGAGAUGGCAGCGAACCGGGUCGGGAGGCGAUGUAACAACAAAGUCCAUUCCCCUAACCGUGGGGCGGCCAGGGAACCUGGACUCAGCGUGCAGAAAAGACAAGCCCGGGUGACGGUGAAGUACAACAGAAAGGAGCUUCAGAGACGCCUAGACGUGGAGAAAUGGAUUGAUUCCUGUCUGGACGAGCUUUACCGGGGCAGGGAGGAGGACAUGCCUGAGGAGGUGAAUAUCGACGAGCUCCUGGACCUACCGAGCGACGAGGAACGAGCAUGCAAACUCAAGGAGAUCCUCCACACCUGCAGUAACAACACAGAAGCGUUCAUCAGAGAGCUGGUGCUGAAGGUGCAGGGCCUGCAGAAACAGGAGGACCUUCACAACGAUGGCAUCGAGCAUCCCUAUCCACACCAUCCCCCCGAACAAGAGAUGCACUGAGACCCCCUCCACCCCAC
Messenger RNA from Megalops cyprinoides (Indo-Pacific tarpon), 562 nucleotides. RefSeq names its product protein phosphatase 1, regulatory (inhibitor) subunit 14Ab (gene ppp1r14ab). Gene Ontology annotation, biological process: regulation of phosphorylation. The record is from RefSeq and is a predicted model, not a curated record. NCBI's taxonomy places the organism in Eukaryota, Metazoa, Chordata, Actinopteri, Elopiformes, Megalopidae. Gene Ontology annotation, cellular component: cytoplasm. Gene Ontology annotation, molecular function: protein serine/threonine phosphatase inhibitor activity. The coding region runs from base 117 to 545 and encodes 142 amino acids. The transcript has 4 exons.